Molecule: messenger RNA, 7617 nt
Organism: Mya arenaria
Lineage: Eukaryota; Metazoa; Mollusca; Bivalvia; Myida; Myidae
Product: neurogenic locus notch homolog protein 1-like
Exons: 43
Coding region: 78-6632 (2184 amino acids)
Source: RefSeq, a predicted model, not a curated record
CGCAUGCAUGUAGUUGAGUGUAAAUAAAACGGAAAUGUAUAAAAAGGGUGAAAACUAAAUAAGACAUUGGAAUUAAAAUGAGUCUUUGUGUGUUUUUAUUGUACUUUAUCGUGACUAGUAAUGCUGAAGAUGUGAGUUACCGGGAAACAGGUUGCUAUGGUGAUGCUUCCGGUGACAGCGACAAUCGUCUGGUUGCAUCGUGCAGCACGGGGCGUAUAUACAUAAACGAUAUUCUUGUUGGAACAAAACCAGCAUCGGUCGGUUGUCCAUCUGUGGACCACCAGUCUUUUCCCGCCCUGGCAGAGACAUGCUGCACCUACAACACGUCUACAGACUGUGUGAGGCCCUACACUGGGUUCUCACUCAUGGCCUAUCUGUCCGACUGUACGGGCGCAGUGAAGUGCGAAAAGCAGGUUAUCUGGGACGUGAUGGUGUGUGAUACGGCAGUACAUGUAUACCCUACAUUCAGCUCCUAUAUGGUGCUGGACUACGUGUGCAGAACAACUGGAGUGUUCGGUUCCCCAUGUGAUGGCGUGACGGACUGUCGGUACGCGCGCCCGGAGUGCCAGGACCAGGUUUGUGGAUGUGAAGACGAUUACUCCUAUGUCGGCGGGGAAUGCGUCCUCGACGGGUCGACGGGCGGCGAAUGUUUGCUGCAGGCCAGCGUCCCAUGCACGGACCCGAACGCGGAGUGCUCGUAUAGCGGUAUCUGCCAGUGUCGGGUCGGCUUCCGGCUUAUAGAUGACAGAUGCACUGAAGGUGACGACGGUCUACAGAGGGUGACGAGUUGUUACGGCGACAGGAUCUCACUGUCUUGUGAGACUGGAGGGAUCUACAUCGUGGAUAUCAGUGUGGCGGCAAAACAGUUACAAACCAAUUGCGGUCUUGUACCAACUGACCAUGCCGAGUGUUGUACAGUGAAUGUUACCACAGACUGCAUCAACAAGUACGAAGGUCUAAGUAUCCCGAGUUUCCACGCGUGUUACGGGAAGUCCUCCUGCGAGAACCAGGCGGUCUGGGCGCCCAUCACCUGUGAGCCGCCGGGACUCUUCCCGUCCCUGAGCAACUACAUGAUCAUUGACUACUACUGUCUCCCGUUCGGGCACAAUUUCGGUCCGUGCAGUGGUACAGCGGACUGCAUGGAUCCCGCCGCCGACUGUGACAAGGCUUCCUGUCAGUGUACCCAAGACCACGUUGCCGCGGAUAUUUUUGACCGGUGCUGGGAAGACGGACAUGUGAACGGAGACUGCAUGUUUGGCUCAGACACGCCCUGUAAAGGACAGAACACGAAGUGUGACUAUGGAAGCAACAAGUGCGUGUGCAUCGAUACUUACGUCAUCGAUGACGUCAUCAUGGAGUGCGUGUGUCCAUCGGGCUAUCGGGAGGUCAACAGUCGGUGCACCAACGAUGGUAUGCCUGGCGGCUUCUGCAACUCCUCGGUACCGUGCAUUGUUGAAGGGUCUGUGUGCAAUUCUGUCACGAGCACGUGUGAAUGUGAUGCAAGUCAGAACUUGACUCUACAUGACGGGGAAUGUAUUCCAGCCGGAAACCUGCACGGCUAUUGCGACACUCAUACUGUCUGUGUGGAUCCAAACACGGAAUGUCGGGACAACACAUGCGUAUGUAGCGCAGGAUUCAGCGACAUUCAGGGAGAAUGCUUACAAGACGGUAUGCCUGGUGGCAGCUGUCUCGCGAACAAGCAGUGUACCCUCAACACCACACGAUGCAGCUACCUGACGGGUUUGUGUGAAUGUGUCGGCAAUUUCACGGCCGUCGGCGGAAUAUGUGUUGAAGAUGGCUACCCCAUGGGUCGCUGUAGUAAUACUGGCGUCACUCCAUGUAGAGAUGCUAAUACUGAAUGUAGAAAUGGGACGUGUGUUUGCGUAGAAAAUCAUACGUAUAUCAAUGGAAGAUGCAUUCUAGAUGGUACAGAAGAUGGAUUUUGUGAUAAUAAUGGCGGUUGCAGCGAUUUCAAAAUCCAUUGCAACUCGGCAUCUGGCCUCUGUGUAUGCAGGGACGAAUAUAUCAACACAGAUGGCGACUGUUCUUGUCCUGGUGGCUUCAGAGAUGGGAACGGAGGCUGUGUCCCUGAAUCCCCGGAUGGAACGUUAGGCGGUUUUUGUAACGCGACAACAGAAUGUUUUGAAGCACAUACCAAAUGUGACGUCAUCAGCGGUGUAUGCAUCUGUGAUGACGUCAACAAUUAUACGGAAUAUAAUGGCACCUGUGUGCCAGCUGGCAGUUUGCACGGGUUAUGCAGCGAGCUCAUAGCGUGCGUAGACCCGCUCACACUUUGCACCAAUCAAACCUGCCUUUGCUUGCCUCAACAUUCUGAAAUCAAUGGCAAAUGUCUGAAAGAUGGGUCACAUGGGGGUUACUGCACGGUCGCUGUCGAGUGUCUGCUUGAUAAUGCUGUUUGCGUCUACGGUAUAUGCCAGUGUGCUUCCGGUUACACGUUUAUCGACAACAUAUGCAUUUUGGAUGGUAGUAAUGGCGGGGUUUGCCUGACGAAUGCAACGUCUACGUGUAAUGACGUUAACGCUGAGUGCAACAGCGACAGGUGUCGCUGUAAGACGGGCUUCUUCAACAUUCACGGGAUCUGCAAAGAAGACCAGCAGCCCGGUGGACGGUGCUCCCCGCCGACUCUGUCCUGUUUGAGCAACCUGACCGAGUGUUCUGAAGAAGGCAUAUGUCGAUGUAUAACCUCAUACACACUGGUUAAUGGUGAUUGUGAAAACGAUGGUAGUAUUUCCGGUGUAUGUAAGUCCACAGAUGUCGCGACCAUCGGAGACUGCGAUGACGUCAACGCGAUGUGUGUUGAUGACGACACUGGUCAAUGUGCCGGUACCAACUGCAAGCCGGGCAUUUGCCGGUGUAAGGCCGGGUAUAAACUAGGUUCACUGGGCCAGUGCGCAGUAGAGUGUGCAACGGACAGUGACUGCUUGGACGCCAACGCGAACUGUCACCCUACGUUGUUCGUGUGCGAAUGUUCCUUACAAUAUACACUUGUAAAAGACGCGUGUGUCGGACCUGGGGAAGUUGGUGGUGAAUGCAGAUCUACAUUGGGUUCAGAAUGUGAUGACGUACAUGCUGUGUGUUUGGACGGAAAAUGCACAUGUAAUGAUGUCAGACAUUACGUCAUAAAAGACGGAAAGUGUGUCAAAAACGAUACGUAUACAAACGGUUUAUGCGGGCAGAACAAGCCAUGUCGAGACAGUAACGCCCACUGUCAGAGUGGUACGUGUGUCUGCAAGGCCAACUAUGUGUCUGUAAAUGGCCGCUGUGUGAACGAUGGUAACAAUGCCCAAAGCUGUGACAGCGAUGAUUCGUGUCCAAAUCACGCCCAAUGUGUUGAGGGUCAAUGCGCUUGCGCGCAAAAUUACGUCAUGGUUCACGGCGUCUGUGUUAAAAGCAACUCGUCAGUGAUCUCUUCUUGCGAAGGAGACUCUCCAUACAACACAUUGCAACCUGAAUGUCCGUCAGGCAAGACUGCCGUAAUAACGGACGCCUAUACUAUGGUAGCCAUGAGGGCGGCAUGUCCGCCCAAGAUGGAUGUGUAUAGCUCCACCUUGUUUGAGCAAUGCUGCACGCCUAAUUCCACUGAUUGCAGACUCGAUGCCCCAGGCUGUAUGCAAGGCAGCUUCUCCACCUAUGACGUGGUCGAGUACACAUGCGUGGAUGAUGGUAGUAAUGGCGGGGUUUGCCUGACGAAUGCGUCGCCUACGUGUAAUGACGUUAACGCUGAGUGCAACAGCGACAGGUGUCGCUGUAAGACGGGCUUCUUCGACAUUCACGGGAUCUGCAAAGAAGACCAGCAGCCCGGUGGACGAUGCUCCCCGCCGACUCUGUCCUGUUUGAGCAACCUGACCGAGUGUUCUGAAGAAGGCAUAUGUCGAUGUAUAACCUCAUACACACUGGUUAAUGGUGAUUGUGAAAACGAUGGUAGUAUUUCCGGUGUAUGUAAGUCCACAGAUGUCGCGACCAUCAGAGACUGCGAUGACGUCAACGCCAUGUGUGUUGAUGACGACACUGGUCAAUGUGCCGGUACCAACUGCAAGCCGGGUAUUUGCCGGUGUAAGGCCGGGUAUAAACUAGGUUCACUAGGCCAGUGUGCAGAAGAGUGUGCAACGGACAGUGACUGCUCGGACGCCAACGCGAACUGUCACCCCACGUUGUUCGUGUGCGAAUGUUCCUUACAAUAUACACUUGUAAAAGACGUGUGUGUCGGACCUGGGGAAGUUGGUGGUGAAUGCAGAUCUACAUUGGGUUCAGAAUGUGAUGACGUACAUGCUGUAUGUUUGGACGGAAAAUGCACAUGUAAUGAUGUCAGACACUACGUCAUAAAAGACGGAAAGUGUGUCAAAAACGAUACGUAUACAAACGGUCUAUGCGGGCAGAACAAGCCAUGUCGAGACAGUAACGCCCACUGUCAGAGUGGUACAUGUGUCUGCAAGGCCAACUAUGUGUCUGUAAAUGGCCGCUGUGUGAACGAUGCUAACAAUGCCCAAAGCUGUGGCAGCGAUGACUCGUGUGCAAAUCACGCCCAAUGUGUUGAGGGUCAAUGCUCAUGCAAGCAAAAUUACGCCAUGGUUCACGGCGUCUGUGUUAAAAGCAACUCUUCAGUGAUCUCUUCUUGCGAAGGAGACUCUCCAUACAACACAUUGCAACCUGAAUGUCCAUCAGGCAAGACAGCCGUAAUAACGGACGUCUAUACUAUGGUAGCCAUGAGGGCGGCAUGUCCGCCCAAGAUGGAUGUGUAUAACUCCACCUUGUUUGAGCAAUGCUGCACGCCUUAUUCCACUGAUUGUAGACUCGAUGCCCCAGGCUGUAUGCAAGGCAGCUUCUCCACCUAUGACGUGGUCGAGUACACAUGCGUGGAUGAUUCCGCUGUUAUUGGUCAUGAAGACGAUGACAGUGUUUCCGGUAAUCCCGUCUACGUGGUGUCGCCUGGAGGCCAUACAGAAAGUGGUUCAGGCGGUGGCACUUCCGCUUCCUUAUGUCACGUGCGAGCAGACUGCAAGACCACUUUAUAUGUGUACGUGGUCUAUAUGGAGCAGGGAGGCGGCACGUGUUCACCUAUCCUUAUCUUAAAUGGUGAGCAGACGGAUUGUAACAAAGACCCAGUAUUCACCACGGCUUACGGAUAUUUGAAAGUUGAAUCUGUGGCAAGCAAUGGCUCGUUCUCUCUUAAGUUUGAAGGUGAUGAGAACGUUUCAAUACAAGUAGCGUGUGGCAGUAAAUCCUCGUCUAUAACUCUAUCUGAACCCGACAGCUGUGUCACGCCACCACCAACAGGUCGUUUCCAGGGAGCAUGUGUUAACUCGACGUGUGUGGAAGAAUAUCUGAUUUGUGAAAACAGCAUUUGUGUAUGUCGAGCCGGAUACUCGGAGGAUGGAGAGAUUUGUGUAAAAACUGACGAUCCACAAAGUAACACAAUGAUGUGGAUUGUUAUCACUAUCUGCCUGCUGCUGCUGGUCGGACUCCUCGUAAUUGCUUGGUUUUGUCUAAAGGACAAGAUAUGUAAACCUGUUUUGGCUAAACCGGACCUCAUCGCUGACACUUCUCCAGCUAAUACAAAGUUUGCAGCGACACCGAAAACCAUGGCUGUUACGCCAGCCAACGAGAAGUUCCGCCGGGAGAAUACAGACCUACCCUCAAGAUCGACACUGCCACCCAUAACAAGUAAACCUCCUGUCCAGCAACGAUGGCACGGUGCACUGGACGAGGUUCAGAAAAGAGGAAAGAAUAAGAAAGGGAAAUCCACGCGUCAGAAGAUGGAGGAACUGAUUCAGUCUCUGCGUACACCUAGGGGCAGUGACGCCGUCGGCAAUACCCGCUUCUCCAGAGCUUUAGAAAUGGAUAAAGUCACAGCCAUACCCCCACACAAUCUUAAUGAAGACCUAUCAGACAUGGACAAGAAGAAAAAGAAGAAAAAGAGCAGGAACAGAAAGAUUAAAAAUUCUAUAGCCGCAAUAUCUCGUUUCCAUUCAGGGGAUGAUUUUUCCGGCCAGCAGGGGGUUUUCAGACCGACCGAAAAUUUCCACACUUAUCAACCCCAAGUUGUACCGUUGGGUCCAGGUGGGCUGCCGUCGUUCAGAAAGUCAUCUGUGGGCGCGGAUGGCGUGCCGCUAGCCGACGGCGCUAGUAUGAACGGCUUCAUCACAAUGCAUCCUCCGCCCGGUCCGCCAGGUCGUCUCCCUCCUGUUCAGGCUCCCCAGGUUACAGGACCCGCUCCUAAAGAUUUUGUUGAAGCCGAGGAUCUACCAAAAAGUCUGCGAUUACCAUCGAGACAAGGUAUGUUUUCACAGUCUGGCACAAGCAACCCUGGCGCUUGGGCUCAGAGCAUUGCUCCUUCCACGGGAAGUUACCAUUCCGAAGUCCACCCUCCGCCAAACAUGGGCUUUUCGAUGAAUUCCGAGCUGAGCUCAAGUGGUACCUUUGGGCCACUGUUUCGACGGACCUCGGUAGGUGUAUCAGGACAGCCAGCGGGUCAGUCGAUCUACUCGAGGCAUUCAAGCGGGGAUCAGUUUGCACCUCAUGAUCCUCAAGUAACUCCAAGACCAAGAACUGUAAGGCGACCGUCUCAACAGCUGGACAUCUCUUCUCUUGGCGACAGAAAUACGUAUGAAUAAACCUUCUGAGAUAUGACUUGUUGUAACACUGUUUUGCGAAAGAUUUACUUAUAAUUUUGUUAGAAUUGUUGUUUUCAAAUGUAUUUGUACAUUCUAUAAAAGCUGUUUAUAUAUAGUUAUUUUCUCAUUUAUUGUUAUUUGUGUGCCAAAGUCAGAAUUUAUAUGCAUAGGUUAGUAACACUUUCACAAUGUACUUAUUUCUCUUACUAAAUAUUGUCUUUAACACUAGGUACGCACGUUCGUUUAGUGUAUUUUAAGGAACAUCUUAUUAUAUAUGUUUACAGGCGCGUGCACUUACAAAUAACAUGUAUAUUAAUAGUGUUUUCUAUACAACAGUCCAUUUCAUAUAUUAUAUUUAGUACGUAAACCACAUUGUCAUCUGUUUCUGAGAGAUGUAAGCAUGGAAGCGCUUCUUCAUUAAAUCAGUUCUACUUGGAUCAUUUAGGUUAAUGCUGAUACGUGUAUCAAUGAUGAACUUUCUAAUACCUAUAUAUCUAUUGAACACCAAGUUACAGUGCUAAAUGCAAACUAACACAAUAUCAUUGAUUUGAACGUUCAUGAUUCUACAUACAGAAACUAAUGAAAAGUUAAGGAAAUGGGAUUAUUUACUAAUGAAAAGUUAAAGGAAAUGGGAUUAUUUACUAAUGAAAAGUUAAGGGAAAUGGGAUUAUUUACUAAUGAAAAGUUAAGGAAAUGGGAUUAUUUACUAAUGAAAAGUUAAGGGAAAUGGGAUUAUUUACUAAUGAAAAGUUAAAGGAAAUGGGAUUAUUUACUAAUGAAAAGUUAAGGGAAAUGGGAUUAUUUACUGUUAUUUGAGGAUUGUUUUGCUAUAAUUUACAGUUCACGUCUUAAUGUCAGUAUUAUCGAUAUGUCAUCAAGUCUCAUAAUUUGCAAUAUUUAUAUAUAUAAACCAGGAUUUUUACUUUAUGUUGUUGUGUGAUGUAUUUACAAAUACUGUUAUAUUUUUAAGAUAUUGGUUAAUCAA